CAAUACAUUUAUUUAUCACAAUACAGAUAAUAUUGAUACAUAGUCCAACCAAACUUAUGUGUCAUGUACUUCUUAUCAUCCCAACCUAUAAAUAAAAUAAUUAAUUGUUUAUAUAGUUUAAAAAUUUCGAUUUUAUAGGUCUUAAGAAAUUUAUUAUGUUGCAUCACUGAAUGCCUUUUAAAGACAACCUGUAUAUCUACGUAUUUACAUUCAAGAUAGAAGGAGCAUCUUUAUGAUAAAUAAAGCAUGUAUUCAAUUGUGGAGCUUACAGGGAACAGCUGUUGCGCAUAGUAUACUAUUCAUUCCCGCGUGAAAAAUUUUAUAACAUUUUGUAUUAGAUUAUCGUUUUUUCAAUUUUAAUAAUAUUUACAUUAUAAUAAUCAUAGUUGAAUGUUGAAAUGAAUCAUAUUUACGAAAGACAGAUCGUUUUUAAUUUUAUGAAAGGAUAGUGUAUUGAUUUAAAAAUAUUAAAGUAAAAGUGUUAUUUUUUAAAAAUAAUAAUUAAUUUGAAACAGAAGAUGGAUAAGUUAAGGAGAGCUUUAAGUGGUAAUGAUCAAUGCGAUGAAGAAAGUGGUAUUAUUACUCAGAUGUGGAUUUUUUGGUUAUGGAUCAAUCUACGUUAAGUUGGUCUACUCGAAUAAAAGCACAUGCUUUUUGAUGGGUCCAUUCAAUCAGUUUAAGAAGAUGUUUGCACCAACAAGAGUCGUGGCAACUGUUUUAGUAUUUAUCGCAAUUGUAAUGACAUUAUUUGCAGCUUUGCAUCUGAAAAAUCCUGGAUUGGCUCUUAUGUUUAUAAUUAUUCAAUCAUUGGCAAUGACUUGGUAUUCCUUAUCUUAUAUCCCCUAUGCACGUGAUGCUGUCAGAAAAACUCUGGAAUCAUGUAUCACAUGAAAAAGCUUGCAAAACGUACAAUAAUAUCUCUAACUUAACAAAAAUGUUCAAACUUAUAUACUGUUAUUUUAUAUUAUAUAAAUUAUAAACUGAAAUAAAAAAUUAACUUAAGGCACAAUGUAGUAUUAAUCAAAUAGAAAUUUUUACAAUUAAAAUAUACGUAUACCUCAUGUGAUAAGAUGUUUUUGCAUAUAUAUUUAAUAUUGUAAUAUUUUAUAAUAUUGUAAAUAAAGGAAAGUAAAGGAAUCUACUAAGUUUAUGUAAGAUAUGUAAUAUUAUAAUGUUAUUUCUUUUGUAAUGUUUAUUACGUCUUAUAUUUAUUAAUCUUUGUACAGUGUAUUAAUAACUUUAUAUAUUAAAUGGAAAUCAAAUUAUUUAUUGCUCGUAAUAUGAAUUUCUUUAUCUUUUUAUCUAUCUAUUAUCUUCUACUUACAAAUAUGUAUGUCUGUAAAUGUAUAUUUUGUAUAACACUGAGUUAAUCUUGCUUUAACUAUUACUAUAAUUAAACUAAAAUUGUAUUAAUAAUGUAAUUAUAAAAAAUUCGCUUUCUAAUUUUAAUAAUAAACUAGAAGGCAUUGAAAAAACAUAAAUUUAAAAUAUUGCUAAAAUGUUCCGUUACGAUUAAUUUUUCAAGUACGAUUUACAUCUUCAUUAUUUAAAAGUAUCAUGAAGAUUAGUAAAAGAUUAUGAAAGUUAAAUGGAUUAUUUUAUUUUAAUAAUACAGAUUAUAUGAAAUUCAUGAAGGUAAAUGGUAUUUUGAUUAGUUUGUUUUCAUUUAAAAAUUAAACGUUGAAUAUUGAACAACCAAUCACAUCUCAUCAUAAUUGCAACCACCAAUCAUGAUUCAAUACGAUAUUUCGUCAUACACGGAUGGAAGUCCUAGUUGGUUGAAGGUAUAAACAAUAAUUUCUUUUACGUCCUUCGAUUAACAGCAACAGGUUCUAAGUACAAAGAAAAUUCUUUAGCAGCCAUUAUACCUUUAACGCGCGGGUCGCGAUCGGUUCAUGAAGUGUUCGAUAAUCCAUCCUUUAUUCUGCAUAUCUUAAUAUUUAUUGACAUACUUUCA
Bombus huntii is the source of this 1957-nucleotide messenger RNA. RefSeq names its product vesicle transport protein SFT2B. Gene Ontology annotation, cellular component: membrane. NCBI's taxonomy places the organism in Eukaryota, Metazoa, Arthropoda, Insecta, Hymenoptera, Apidae. The transcript has 5 exons. The coding region runs from base 550 to 891 and encodes 113 amino acids. Gene Ontology annotation, biological process: vesicle-mediated transport. The record is from RefSeq and is a predicted model, not a curated record.